Fusarium graminearum PH-1 is the source of this 971-nucleotide messenger RNA. RefSeq lists its product as uncharacterized. NCBI's taxonomy places the organism in Eukaryota, Fungi, Ascomycota, Sordariomycetes, Hypocreales, Nectriaceae. The transcript has 3 exons. Gene Ontology annotation, cellular component: nucleus. The record is from RefSeq and is a predicted model, not a curated record. Gene Ontology annotation, molecular function: transcription coactivator activity; chromatin DNA binding. Bases 31 to 735 code for a protein of 234 amino acids. Gene Ontology annotation, biological process: positive regulation of DNA-templated transcription.
GCUAGGGUCGCUUGAACCCUGUACGCGACAAUGUCGAUAAACUGGGUUAUGCUCAACCAGGGCGGCUUCGUCAAGCUAGGCAAUGAACGCAUCUUGAUGAAGCUCGAAUCGAGAAUCUCAUGCGACCUGUCUGUGCCCCAGGAGCUGAGAGCACGAUGUGCCUCGUUUCAACGCAAAAGUGAUAGAGGCACCCUCUUCCUAACCAACAAGAGAAUCGUAUACCUACCUUUAAAACCUACACAAGAACCAAAAUUUGAGUCUUUCAGCGCCCCAAUCCUUAAGUUUCAAGAUUCUACUACAUCAUCUUCCAUGUGGUGGGGAUGGGUCUGGAAGUCAGACUGCAUCCCCGUAUCUGGGGGCGGCAUACCACCGGAUAUUCCUCGACUUGAGGUCAAAUUCACAUUUUCAGAUGGAGGCAUGAUGGAUUUCAAUGAAGCUUAUAUCCGGCUGCGGGAGCGUCUUUACCAGUACCAAGAGAUGCGCCGCGAGAUGGGCCCUGGUGCUGACGUCCCCGAUGAACCUCUGCCCGCCUAUGAAGCUCCCUCCGCACAACAAGCAUCUGCAUCAACCACAGCAGAUGCCCGCCCCAAUCGAUCUGAGAGUGCUGCUAGCGCCAGGGCACCGGAUGAACCACCACCGAAUUACGAUGAAGCACAGGCGCAGCAGUUGAAUAUUCGAUUGGAGGAUCAUGUCCGGGGCGAGAUUGAUCGGGGAGCAUACGAAAAUGAUGAUUAACGGCCGCACUGAACCACGCCAAAGCUGUGGUCGUAUUACAGAUACCAAGAUUUAAGCACAGCAUUCAUAAACUCAUUGUAUUGUGUCUUGUUGUUUCUCGGGUUAUGUAUUGCGAAGGAUCUGCUAGAAUUAUGUCACUGCCUGGGAUUCUUCCUCUUAUCUGCCUGAAGCUGUCCAAAAUUUGGAAACAUAGCGAUUUUGGAUAGCCAUUCAACAUGAUUAAAAUAAAUAUCUUC